CGCGGGCAAACAGGCAGCGGGCGAAUCGUCAUCCGGACGAGAGCUGGUGGUGGCCCGAGCUCUCGGCGGCUCACGCGUGUCUCUCUGGCUACCUGGAGAGCUCCAGGGCAUCAAGUCGACCUCCUCCGCUUCAGCUCACCACGCCUUAGAUACCCGCCAUCAGACCCUCUCUUGCGCUCUGGAGAGCUCGUUUCGUUUGGACUUGUAUCGGUACUUGGUCAGAAUUCACGACUCAUCAUGAGCUCUCCCUUCGACAUCAAUGGCGGUGCCUGCGUUGCCAUGGUGGGCAAGGACUGCGUCGCCAUCGCCUGCGAUCUCCGUCUGGGCAUGCAGGCACUCACCGUAUCCAACAACUUCCCCAAGAUCUUCAACUACGCCCCUUCCACCUACCUCGGUCUGACAGGCCUCGCGACCGAUGUCACUACCGUUUCAGAGCUCUUCCGCUACAAGGUGAACCUAUACCGACUACGAGAGGAGCGGAAUAUCUCUCCACAGACGCUGGCCAACCUGGUCAGCUCUAGUCUAUACGAGCGACGGUUUGGUCCGUGGUUUGUCAGCCCUGUCAUUGCUGGAAUCAACCCCACAACGGGGAAGCCGUUCAUCUGCGGCUUCGACAGCAUCGGAUGUAUCGAUUUCGCGAAGGAUUUCAUUGUCAGUGGAACAGCCAGUGAUCAGCUGUUCGGUACCUGCGAGGGUCUGUGGGAGCCUGACCUGGAACCCGAGGAACUCUUCGAAACCAUAUCUCAAGCUCUCCUAAAUGCCGUCGACAGAGAUGCGCUUUCUGGCUGGGGCGCCCAUGUGUACAUCAUAGAGAAGGACAAGGUUACCAAGCGGUUAUUGAAGGGACGACAGGAUUAGACGCACGGGGACAGGAGUCACGGACGCUAUGUUACCUUUUUUACGCCUUGUGCCGGUUUCAAGAAAGAAAAAUCGAGUUCCAUUUAAUGAGCAUCUAGCCCUCUACAAGAGUCUCUGAGCCAACCAAGUAGGAUUCCUGUUAGGUUAUAGCGCGAAUAAGAAAUAGGCGUAUUCAUGGUUGAUUAGUUGAGUCGGUCUUGUCUCUGUGAAUGUGUGCAGCAUUAGGAACAUUGGCAAGAUCUUAAGAGAAUUCAACGUUGGUACAGACCCUCGAAAGCCAUUGAGGAGUUUAUGCCGUCAUGUUCCCUUAUUUUCAUCUAAUUUUUGCGCCUUGAAGAUAUACGGGAUCACGUUGGUGUGCCUUCAUUUCCACGUCGAACCUAGACGGCUGUUAUACAAUCCUGUCGGUCUCCAAGUAAUAUAUUUGACAGG
Messenger RNA from Paecilomyces variotii, 1290 nucleotides. Its product is annotated as putative proteasome component Pup3. The record is from RefSeq and is a predicted model, not a curated record. The transcript has 4 exons. Bases 238 to 858 code for a protein of 206 amino acids. Gene Ontology annotation, cellular component: proteasome core complex, beta-subunit complex; proteasome core complex. Lineage: Eukaryota; Fungi; Ascomycota; Eurotiomycetes; Eurotiales; Thermoascaceae. Gene Ontology annotation, biological process: proteasome-mediated ubiquitin-dependent protein catabolic process.